CGAAAAAGGGGAACGUCAGAGAUUCGAAGGCUGAAUCGGCCAAUGGCAUGGCGGGUGUUGCGAGGCACCGCUUCAGGUGCCUGUCAGCAAGGUUCAAUUGCCUGGCGAAUAGCAUGGCUUUUGCUGGCACUUGCCAUCGGAAACCUUUGGCCUGACGGUCCGCCUUCGAAAGCAUUUGCGCGAAAACAUGUUUUUCCCGUUGGCCUCCGCGAGCUCCGACAGAGGAUCCAACAGGGAGAUCUUUCACGGCAGGAGUAUUCUUCUACUCUAGCCAGUUUGCAAAAAGCUUACGAGCAAGAGAUGGUGAAGUGGGGCAGAAGGAGAAAAUGGGAAAAGGCUUUGGGUUUCCUUCAAGAGAUGAAAGACUUUGACUACCAGCCAGGGGUACCGGCUUAUUCUGCUGCCAUUCGUGCAUGUUGCGAGAAGGUGAAGAGGUCGUGGCCACGAGGUUUGGCUCUUUUAGAGGAGAUCAAGGAUCUUGGCAUGGUUCCAGAUGAAGCAGCAUUCUCUGCGGCUUUGUCCGGCUGUGUGAAGGAUCGGCAGUGGAAGCUCUCUAUCCAAGUUUUGCGUGACAUGCUGAGUACUGGAGCUCGCCGGCGUAAAGCGACGUUCAUGGACGCGCUCCAUGCUUGCCAGUGCGGAGGACUCUGGCAAGAUGCCAUUGACAUCAUAGAAGUCAUGGAGGAGUCAGACAUUGACCCCGCAAGCGAAGGCUUCAACAAGGCGAUGGAUGCCUGCCUUACUGCCAACGAGGAUGACUGGUUUGAUGUCAUGGAGGACAAAGCUGCAGCUCGUGGCUAUGAAAUUAUUUUGUGAGAAGAAGCCAAGGGGCUCGUGGCAGGGUCAAACGAAUCACUCGUCAGCCCUCGAAUCAAGUUCCCAUGGCAUCGCGUGUGCUCAGCAAGCGUGUGCGAGCGUCCAAAAA
Durusdinium trenchii is the source of this 925-nucleotide messenger RNA. Lineage: Eukaryota; Dinophyceae; Suessiales; Symbiodiniaceae. The record is from the annotation of a GenBank genome assembly.